Phyllostomus discolor (pale spear-nosed bat) is the source of this 5390-nucleotide messenger RNA. It is a transcript of the gene TMOD3, whose product is annotated as tropomodulin 3. The transcript has 10 exons. Gene Ontology annotation, cellular component: striated muscle thin filament; myofibril. Gene Ontology annotation, biological process: pointed-end actin filament capping; muscle contraction; myofibril assembly. The coding region runs from base 268 to 1326 and encodes 352 amino acids. NCBI's taxonomy places the organism in Eukaryota, Metazoa, Chordata, Mammalia, Chiroptera, Phyllostomidae. Gene Ontology annotation, molecular function: tropomyosin binding. The record is from RefSeq and is a predicted model, not a curated record.
GAAUGCGCAAGCGCGUGGGUGACGGAGGUGGGGAACGAGCCUCACCGACAGCGCGGUCGAGUUGGGGCUUCUGCUCGCGGUGGAUCCGGCAACUCCCUGGGAGGCAGACGUAGGCAAGACCGGCGGGUACUGGGAACCGAGCUGCAGGCAGUCCCCGCGGGUCUGUGAAGUAGUCGGUGUCCUCAGCGGGCGCCAGUCAGAUUUAAGAAAAAGGAGAAAUCACUUCUGACUUUACUGAAUAGCAGUAGCUAAGUGACACUGGGCGCAAUGGCAUUACCAUUCCGGAAGGACUUAGAAAAGUACAAGGACCUGGAUGAAGAUGAGCUCCUUGAGAAGCUAUCAGAAACAGAACUGAAACAGCUGGAAACUGUUCUAGAUGAUCUUGACCCUGAGAAUGCCCUUCUGCCUGCAGGGUUCCGUCAGAAGAACCAGACCUCGAAGCCCGCCACAGGGCCGUUUGAUAGAGAACACCUUCUGUCAUAUCUGGAGAAGGAGGCUUUGGAAUAUAAGGACCGGGAAGACUACGUGCCCUACACUGGAGAAAAAAAAGGGAAAAGAUUUAUCCCUAAACAGAAGCCUAUACAGACUCUUACAGAAGAAAAAGUAUCUCUUGAUCCAGAAUUAGAAGAAGCUUUGACAACUGCUUCUGAUACAGAACUGUGUGACCUCGCAGCUAUUCUUGGGAUGCACAAUUUGAUAACAAAUACACAGUUCUGUAAUAUAGUGGGAAGUAGUAAUGGCAUUGACCAAGAACAUUUUUCAAAUGUGGUAAAAGGUGAAAAGAUUCUUCCAGUAUUUGAUGAGCCACCAAACCCAACCAACGUUGAAGAGAGCUUAAAGAGAAUUAAAGAAAAUGAUGUUCAUCUUGUUGAAGUUAAUUUGAAUAAUAUAAAGAAUAUUCCAAUUCCAACCCUAAAAGAUUUUGCAAAGGCUUUGGAAAACAACACUCAUGUGAAGUAUUUCAGUCUUGCAGCCACGCGAAGCAAUGACCCUGUUGCUAUUGCUUUUGCAGAUAUGCUGAGAGUGAACAAAAAUUUGAAGAGCUUAAAUGUGGAGUCCAACUUUAUUACAGGAGCUGGGAUUCUAGCACUCAUUGAGGCUCUAAGAGAUAAUGAGGCCCUGACAGAGCUCAAGAUUGACAAUCAGAGACAGCAGCUGGGGACGGCUGUAGAAUUGGAAAUGGCCAAGAUGCUUGAGGAAAAUACAAAUAUCCUUAAAUUUGGCUAUCAGUUUACACAGCAGGGACCCCGAACCAGGGCAGCUAAUGCUAUAACGAAAAACAAUGACUUAGUCCGCAAGAGACGUGUUGAAGGAGACCCGCAGUAAGCCCGCCACAGUACGUGCGACCGUAGGAGGACUCCGGAAGGCCAUCAAGGACUCGUGCUGGUGGUACCAGAUACAGAAUUUUCCUGGGUGGAAGGGAAAAGACUGGAACUCUUUCUUCAUUGUUUUUUUUUUUUUAAACUACAUGUAUAUUUUUUCUAGUUUAAGUUACCAGUUUCAAAUUGUAAAACAGUAGGUGAUAUUUUAUAUUUUAAAGCAUUAUUUUUACUUUCUGCUAAAAUCAAUUUAAAUUUAGCUUAAUUGAGAGGUUUAUGAUGGGUCUUGGUAAAAUAAAAUACAAUUAUAAGGAAGUUAGUCACUUAUAUAGAAUAAUAUGAACAAUUUAAAGACCAGUCUUUUUAAAAAAAAAAAAUUAAAAAGGGACGUUGGCUGAUGUCAGAAUUGCUGUUGCACCUCUGAGGUGCUUGCUCCAAAGCUUUCCUUGUUCCAGGACAUGGAGAGUUUUUCAUGUUUUAGAGUACAUGAACUUGGCAAGAGUGUGCUUUUUGCUUCUCUCAGGAAGGCACAAUGACAGAAUUUUUAAAACAGAUGACUUAAAAUCUGAUCAUCCAUUUAGAAGUCAGCAGAUCUCUGGAAGAGAAAAAAUUCAUUCCAGCUCACUGCCCUUGUCUGACGUGUCUUAGCAACACCUGAGGUUUUAAGAGUAUAAUGAUGUCUCAACUCAUUACAGUUUUUCACUUUAAUAAUAUGGACAUGAUUCAUCUUUUGUGCAGGCCCAUAGUAAAAGCAUCUGAGUAGGAAAGCUGUUUUCUUUCCUGUAAAAGGCUGACAGCUAGCAUCCAGUUAUAUAGGGUAAAGGGAGAAAGAAAGCUGUUGCACGCAUGAAAUCAGACACAGUAAACAUGACAGGAAUGAAGUCUGAGGAGCAUGCAAAACGGUCAUUUGAACUGAUAGUUGCUGUAAAGUGAAUUAGAAAUAGGCCCUUGUGUAACUCACAUGUUGCACACAUAGUGAGACAUUCCUACAUGAAUGCAGGAUUCCAUAAAUGGUAUUUAAUCACCACUCUGCAGAUUUUCCAGCCAGUAAGGAAAACUGCUCUUCUUCAUAGAUCUAAGUUUUAUUAUCAGUUUCCUUUCAUCUUGUGCUUUUUUUGUCCGUAUUAUGUAAAAGUUAUUUCUCAUAACAAAAGCUGUCUUCCUGUUCCUCCAAGUGUCAAAGUGAACAGUUGAACAGUGUACUGUUUUGGGAAGACUGACUCCAGAACCGCCAGUGCGACAGAGGAUUUGGACCUGUGUCCUCGCCCUGUUUUGGGGCAGCCUCUGGGGCAGGAGAGGGCAGAGGCGUCACAGCUACCGAGGGCGGGGUCAAAGGAAUCUAGCAACCCUGGCCUCAGAAAGUCAGGCCUGGCUGCAUCAUUUACAGGGAGAUUUUUCUAAAGGGAAGAAUCUCAUAUCAGAGUAGCAGAGAGAUUUGCUGUUAUUUUUUUUAUUAUUUUUAAUUGAAUUACAAAAUGUCUGCUCCCUCAGUUUAGGGUGGACAGUGCAUCCAGUGAGCUAGGCUGCUCCUUGUGUGCCGUGGUAAUAAGCCUCCUCAGCCCGUGUGUUUGUUUCUUUGAGUCAGUAUUCAACGUGUUAAAGGGGCCAAAGAUUGACUUUGCACUAUUUCCUUUCAGUUAUAGGCUGCUGAUUUUUUUUUUAAGUGAGCAAGUUUCUCUCUCCCCCUCUCUCUCCUUUUCAUAUACAACUUUGGAAAUGUACUUGAUUUCAGAGACUGCACUGUUCCCGCAGGGUGGAAAGCCAGCACAGAGCAGGUAUAUAAGGCUACCACUACACCUUGAGCAAGGCUGCCUGCGUGCACUGUCCUGUCAGUCCGUGCAUUGAUAAAUAUGUUACCCCUUCCUCCCAUAAGGUUUUUCCUCUCUUAAAAUAGCUAGGCAAGACCUUCCCUAGAAUUGUGUAUCAUACUCAUGAGUAGUAUCUUUAUCACUUAUUAUUUAUCAAAGUAUGAAGAAAUUGAGGGUUUUACUUAUACCAUUCCAUUUCUGAGCUACAAUAGUCAUUAUGUAAUUGAAGAAAAAACUUCUUCAUAAAUAACAUUAAAGGUGAAUGUUCACCCAGUUGAAUACAGGAAAAUCUUUCAAGAAUUGUAAUUACAGGGGAGAAAACUGAUGUUUACUUUGAUCUUUAAAAAUCUGGCACCUCUUAACCUUUCAGUAACUUCUACAUUGUUCUAAAAUUUGUAAUAGAUUAGAGUUACAAAGUAGUCUUGACUUUUAAACCAAAGACAUUAUAAGACCUUAAAUUUUGUAGUUUAAUUUCAGCUUCUCUGGUUAUCUAGUCAAAGAACAUUCUUCGAGUUUUUAAAUUGCUGUUUUCUAAAACCUUUUAACUUCUCAUUUUAGAAAAAUUUAUAUUCAUACUUGUCCAAAGUUCUAAUUUUUCUAGUAUGUCCACAUGAAAUUAUAUGUAUUUUUUAAAUGUUAAUUACUAAUGUUGAUACUAUUAAAAUGAAUUUUGGUGCUAUAUACUUGUAGCUAGUAUAUAGAAGUCUAAAGUACCAGAGAAAUACAUUUUCUAAGGGUGCCUGUCAUUUAAAAGACCAAAUAAACAUUUUCUGUUUUAAAAAAUUAGCACAUUGUUAUAGAUUUCAAGGAGGAUUAUUUUGAUUGUUAAAUUGCAAAUUCUUGUUAUUUGAAUGAAGUAACCCACAUAUUUGCUUUAUGCAAUAGGUGCACUCUGGAAAAGUUACAUGUAAAUAGAACUUUGUAAAUUGUUUUUCCAUUGAUAGUAUCUCAUGUGUUUUCAUUUAAAAUGGAAUUCCAUGACAUUUAAAAAAAUUAUAAAAGAAAAAAUGUUUUGAUAAAAUGUUAGUCAUGUUCUAUUAUAACAUUAUGUUUAACCAUUGCUGCCAUUAAAAUAAGCUGAAAAGAUUCAUGGGGUUUCAUAAAAUCUUUUAUUUUUGGCUCUGUGUUCCCAGGGCUGCCUCACUCACUCCUGAUAAAAUCAGGAACCACCAUUGCCUCCCAGCAGAUCCGAAGAGCAUGCUUUCUCUGGAGUCCAUAGCAGCUAACAUUCUCUGCAAGUUCAUAUACUGCCCAACUUUGCUCCUUCUUACAGUGCCACUUCACUUCUUUAAACAAAUUUUUUCCAGUUUUAUUGAGAUGUUGUUGACAUAUACCACUGUUAGUUUAAGUUAUAGAACACAGUGACUGAGUAUAUGAAUAUAGAGACAUGGUCACCACAGUAAGUUUAGCUAACAGCCAUUACUUCACAUAGUUUAAAAAACAUUUUUCCUUGUGAUAAGAAUUUUUAAGCUGUACUCUCUCAGCAACUUUCAAGCAUACAGCGCAGCAUUGUUAACUGCAGUCAGCACGCUGUCCAUUUACAGCCCCAGGCCUGCCUUAUCUCAUAUCUGGAAGUUUCUAUCUAUCCACCCCCUUCACCUGUUUCCUCCAUCCCCACCUCGGCCUCUGCCAGCCACCAGUCUGUCCUCUGUUUCUGCGAGUUCAGUCUUCGUAGGUUCCACACAUAAGUGAGAUCACACGUUAUUGGUCUUUCUCUGUCUGACUUGUUUUACUCAAUGUCCUCGAGGCCACUUCACUUCCACAAGAACUGGACACACAGGUGCGGCAGAGCAGCUCCUGCUGCUGCCCUCAGACAAGGCUCUUUUCAGAUCUGUCCGCUGAGAAGGGGUAGAGAGUGGCAUGUAUACGCACGCUCACACACACACACAUCACAUACAAAUGUCUGCAAUUUCCAUUAAAUGCCCACUUUCUAAUUUUUAGUUUUUUGGAUGAAUUAUAUUUGGUUUUAGUUAUGUUUAAAAGCUUGAAAAUCACCUUGUUUCAAUGCAUCAUUCUUUGUCACAUCAAAUAGGUAUUUAAGUACAUUUUUAGUGCUAAAAUAUGCUCUAGAUGCUUUAUUUUUUCAAUUUUAUAAAUAUAAAAGUUAAAUUUUAUAAUACUGAUGUCUAAAUAUUACAGAGUACUAUCAGCCUGGUUCAUAAUAGUGCAGUGAAGUUCCUUUCGAAGAUAUGUACUAUAGGCAUUGAAAACUUACCACUUCAUACUGGAAUGAAUUUCAAUAAAUUUUAUCAAAUAUCCUGUA